UAAAUAUAAUGAUCGUUAUGGAUAUUUCUGUAAUUUCAAGCUAAGAUAGAACGGUAUAAAAGGGCUAGGGUUUAUCGACGCGUUCUUCCUCUGUUUCCCGAACCCUCUCUCCUUUCCGUCUGCACGAGAGACAGAUUCUGCGAAAAUGGGGAAGACUCGUGGUAUGGGAGCUGGGCGCAAGCUCAAAACACACAGGAGGAGACAAAAAUGGGCUGACAAAUCAUACAAGAAAAGCCAUCUUGGAAAUGAAUGGAAGAAACCAUUUGCAGGUUCUUCCCAUGCCAAGGGAAUCGUUCUUGAGAAGAUCGGAAUUGAAGCUAAGCAGCCCAACUCUGCUAUCCGUAAGUGUGCGAGAGUUCAAUUGAUUAAGAACGGAAAGAAGAUAGCAGCAUUUGUCCCCAAUGACGGUUGCCUGAACUACAUCGAGGAAAAUGAUGAAGUUUUGAUUGCUGGAUUUGGCCGUAAGGGUCAUGCUGUUGGAGAUAUUCCUGGAGUCAGGUUCAAGGUGGUGAAGGUUUCUGGCGUAUCGCUGUUGGCGCUUUUCAAGGAGAAGAAAGAGAAACCUAGGUCUUAAAUUUUCUUUUCUUUUGCCUAUUCUAUUCUUCUUUUGGAGAUGUUUGAAGAAAUUUUGAUUAUGGUUGUGUUAUUUUGGGAGCGUUUUGGAAUUAUUAAUGCUACUUUUUCUUAA
Magnolia sinica is the source of this 688-nucleotide messenger RNA. Its product is annotated as small ribosomal subunit protein uS12. The transcript has 4 exons. The coding region runs from base 146 to 574 and encodes 142 amino acids. Gene Ontology annotation, molecular function: structural constituent of ribosome. The record is from RefSeq and is a predicted model, not a curated record. Gene Ontology annotation, biological process: translation. Lineage: Eukaryota; Viridiplantae; Streptophyta; Magnoliopsida; Magnoliales; Magnoliaceae. Gene Ontology annotation, cellular component: cytosolic small ribosomal subunit; ribosome.